This is a messenger RNA of Microcebus murinus (gray mouse lemur), 3417 nucleotides long. The record is from RefSeq and is a predicted model, not a curated record. NCBI's taxonomy places the organism in Eukaryota, Metazoa, Chordata, Mammalia, Primates, Cheirogaleidae.
UUCCGGCGCUGCCCAGCGGGCUCAGCGACUUCGGCGCACAAGUGCGGCAGCUCAGCUAGGGCGGGGGGCGGCGGCAGCCACGCUCCGGCCGGGCUCGCCGCGGCUGCGGGCGGCCUCGGGGGGCUCCCGGCCCCCGCCCCACGCCCGCCGCCGGUGCCGCCAUGGGCAAGAAGCACAAGAAGCACAAGACCGAGUGGCGCUCAUCCUACGAGGACUAUGCAGACAAGCCCCUGGAGAAGCCACUGAAGCUGGUCCUGAAGGUCGGAGGAAGUGAGGUGACUGAGCUCUCAGGGUCUGGCCACGACUCCAGCUACUAUGACGACAGGUCAGAUCAUGAGCGAGAGAGGCACAAAGAGAAGAAGAAGAAGAAAAAGAAGAAGUCAGAGAAGGAGAAGCAUCUUGGUGAUGAGGAAAGGAGGAAGCGAAAGGAGGAGAAGAAGCGGAAACGAGAGAAGGAGCACUGCGACACGGAGGGUGAGGCCGACGACUUUGACCCUGGGAGGAAGGUGGAGGUGGAGCCACCCCCGGAUCGGCCAGUGCGAGCGUGCCGGACACAGCCAGCUGAAAACGAGAGCACGCCUAUUCAGCAACUGCUGGAGCACUUCCUGCGCCAGCUUCAGAGGAAAGAUCCUCAUGGAUUUUUUGCUUUUCCUGUCACCGAUGCAAUUGCUCCUGGGUAUUCGAUGAUAAUAAAACAUCCAAUGGAUUUUGGCACAAUGAAAGACAAAAUUGUAGCUAACGAAUAUAAAUCAGUCACAGAAUUUAAGGCAGAUUUCAAGCUGAUGUGUGACAACGCGAUGACCUACAACAGACCAGACACUGUGUACUACAAGCUGGCUAAGAAGAUCCUCCAUGCCGGCUUCAAGAUGAUGAGCAAAGAGCGGCUGUUAGCUUUGAAGCGCAGCAUGUCGUUUAUGCAGGACAUGGAUUUUUCUCAGCAGGCUGCUCUUUUGGGCAAUGAAGAUACAGCUGUUGAGGAACCUGUUCCUGAGGUUGUGCCAGUACAAGUAGAAACUGCCAAGAAAUCCAAAAAGCCGAGUAGAGAAGUUAUCAGCUGCGUGUUUGAGCCUGAAGGCAAUGCCUGCAGCCUGACCGACAGCACCGCAGAGGAGCACGUGUUGGCGCUGGUGGAGCACGCAGCUGACGAGGCGCGGGACAGGAUCAACCGGUUCCUCCCGGGCGGCAAGGUGGGCUACCUGAAGAGGAGCGGGGACGGCAGCCUGCUCUACAGCGUGGUCAACACAGCCGAGCCGGACGCCGACGAAGAGGAGACCCACCCCGUGGACCUGAGCUCGCUGUCCAGCAAGCUGCUGCCCGCCUUCACCACGCUGGGCUUCAAAGACGAGAGAAGAAACAAAGUCACGUUUCUCUCCAGCGCCAGCACCGCACUCUCGACGCAGAACAACUCAGUGUUUGGCGACUUGAAGUCGGAUGAGACGGAGCUGCUGUAUUCGGCCUACGGGGACGAGACGGGCGUGCAGUGUGCGCUGAGCCUGCAGGAGUUCGUGAAAGAUGCCGGGAGCUACAGCAAGAAGAUGGUGGACGACCUCCUGGACCAGAUCACGGGCGGAGACCACUCGAGGGUGCUCCUCCAGCUGAAGCAGAGGAGAAGUGUUCCUGCGAAACCUCCAGACGAAGUGAAGGCUGGGGACACCCUAGGGGAUGGCAGUGGCUCUGUCCUGGACUUUGUGUCGGUGAAGCCGUAUUCUGACGUGUCUCUGGACAUUUCCCUGCUCAGCUCUCUGGGGAAGGUGAAGAAGGAGCUGGAGCACGACGACGGCCACCUGACCCUGGACGAGACCACCAAGCUCCUGCAGGACCUACACGAGGCGCAGGCGGAGCGUGGCGGCUCCCGGCCGUCAUCCAACCUCAGCUCGCUGUCCAAUGCCUCCGAGAGGGACCAGCACCACCUGGGAAGCCCUUCUCGCCUCAGCGUUGGGGAGCAGCAGGAUGUGACCCACGACCCCUACGAGUUUCUUCAGUCUCCAGAACCUGCCGCCUCUACAAAGAACUAGCCUUGCCUCUGGGUGCAGCCGGGAGGUGUGAAGGCGAGUACUGUCCUGCCAGCAGCAGAGGGACACCAGCCUGCAAACCUCGACAGUGGAAAUAACACACACAGGGGGAGGCUGGACUGUGGAGCCGUGUGUGGUCUGUUCUGAGCAUCACGGUGUGGACACGCCUGUCUCUGCCCCACCGUCCUCCUGGGGUGGCCCAGUCUGCUGUCGGCCCUGCAUGCUCCUUUCGGAAGCCACGCUGCGCAGGGUCGUGCGGGGAGCACGCAGCAUGGGCUGGGGUGCGGGCAGCCUCCCGCUUUCUGUGUAACGGACAAGCCUGAGGAAGGAACGUGUUCUGCAGGGAAGAACAAACAGCCUGCCUGUCACCGCAAAACGCGGUGUCUGUAAGUCAUUGGUAACUGGACGUGUUGGCCGGAUGCCUUUGUGUGUCCGCAGAGCUCUAUAAACACAGACCUUAGUGGAGCUCUGCGCAGAGUUCAAGGGCUUAUGCUUGUUCCCGGCCUGGCAAGGGCCCCUCACCGGGACUUCUCCACGAGACCCUUCUUCCUGCUCACCCAGCCCAGUUCUCACACCCACGGUGAUGUCGGGUCUCGCCUGUGCGUCUGGCAGGACCUCCUGCUGGGGCCCUGCCCCUGUGGGACGUCCAGAGUCGAGAGAGCCAGGCGCCCUGGCCCUCUAGCGGCCGGGCACACGCCGAAGCCCACUGUCCUGCGGAGGGAGGGGCCGUGGCUGGAGAGGCCCCAUGGGCAGUGGGCAGCUGCCGCAGGUGUUGCCAGCGAGCCACACGGCCACAGCCCUGUAGAGCGGGCGGCACGGUCCUGCCGGAUGGAGUAUCAGUGCAGCUGUGGCUAGUUUGAGCCGAAAGGAGUCUGGGGUCGGGUGGGGUCGGGUGUGCAGGUCCGUGGCCCGGAGACGAGCCCCAUGUCGAGUCUGGUGAGCAGGUGCCUCUGCGCCACAGGACUCCAGAGGUCGGGCUCCCUGGGAGGAGGGCAGAUGCUUCCUGCAGGUCCCCAGGGUGACCUCCAAGGGCAGUGCCCCUCCCUUUCCCGCAGCGUCCCCUUCCUCCCUGCCCUGCAGGGGCAGCGUGGGGUGUGGUGUGCGCUGUGCAGGAGCCACUGGGGUCUCAGGACGUCGGGGUGGCGUGCGGCGAGAGCCCAGCUUGCUGUCUUUGCCUGGGGUGCUGUCCUUGGCUGGGUGCAGGGAUGUUGCUGCUUCCUGGACGCCAGCCACAGGUGCGGCACAGCUGCCAACUGCUCAGGUGAGGACCUCCGGAAGCCUGGCACCUCGCCCACCCUGCUGCUCAGAAUGGAAGAAGAAAGACCUACCUGACCUAAGGCCUUCGUGUCUUAAAAACUAUUUUGUUUUGGUAAAAUUCAUGACAUAAAAUUAACCAUUGAUCAUU